Messenger RNA from Fopius arisanus, 4949 nucleotides. RefSeq names its product zinc finger and BTB domain-containing protein 49. The transcript is spliced from 4 exons. The record is from RefSeq and is a predicted model, not a curated record. Gene Ontology annotation, molecular function: RNA polymerase II cis-regulatory region sequence-specific DNA binding; DNA-binding transcription factor activity, RNA polymerase II-specific. Lineage: Eukaryota; Metazoa; Arthropoda; Insecta; Hymenoptera; Braconidae. Gene Ontology annotation, biological process: regulation of transcription by RNA polymerase II. Bases 196 to 1458 code for a protein of 420 amino acids.
UAUUGUUGGGUGUGCUGUUGUUUUUUUGAUAAUUUUUUUUUUCGUUGAAUUUUUGAUUAUUUGGAUAUUUAACGUGACGGGGGAUGAUAAAGUGAGUUUGCCUGGUGGGUUUGAGGGGUGGUAAGGGAGUAGCACUGCACUGACGUGAAAAAACAUGGGGAAUAGGACGUUAAUAUUUUCGAUUGACAAAUUGCAAUGAAUUUCCCACCGUUUGGCAGCCACUUUCCUGGCACCAUCCCCAGCAUACAUCAGUUUGCCACGGACGGUUCCAGUGGUGCAACAUCACGAUACGCCAAUCAUUUUCCCAACCAGCCUCCCAUCGGAGUGCCGGUUGUUGGAAAAUACCGUCCAGAGGUUAAUGGUACGCAGACGAGUCAGAGUCAGGGGAUGAUGAACAAUAAGAGUGGUUAUCCCAAUAGUAAUCUACAUCAUUAUACUAAUGCACCGUACUCGCAAGCACAACCCAUUCAGCAGAGGCCAUCCAAUUCACCGGGGAUGCAGGAGAAAAGGGCUUACCAUCAGGACGUAUGCAACCUCCUGCAGGAGAAAGACAAGAGCAAAGAGAAAAAGAGCGAUGAGCAGAGGAAUGGAGACUCUUCCGGAACGCCAAACGGCAGCCAGCAAGACUACUCCAUCCAUCAGCACCAUCAGCAGCACGCGCACACCCAAACCCCAGCAUCAAUGCCAGCAACCUGGCAAUCCCUGGCGACACCAGGCUCAACAGUAGCUGAUUAUCUGUCCCACCUGCCAGCCAGUACCCUUCCUCUGAGUCUCCAUCAUUUCCUCAAAUAUUCCGCCGAGAGCAUAAAAAAAGAGAGCGAGAUGCAGGCGCAAACUACCUCGGUAGCAGUUGCUACAACAACAACACCAAACAUUAUGAUGUCUCCAAAUAACAAGAAGAAGAAAAAAAAGAAGGCACCCAAAGAGAAAAAACCACGUCCAAAACCUGGGGAAAUUAGACUGACAACAGCACUCGAUGGCUCGACUCUCUACUGCUGUCCUGAGUGUCACAUGGCGUAUCCUGAACGCGAACUCCUCGAGCAGCAUCUGCUGGGUCACACACUCGAGCGCAGAUUUGUCUGCGAUAUAUGUGGGGCUGGACUUAAACGCAAAGAUCACUUGACACGCCAUAAGCAGAGCCACAAUCCAGAGAGGCCAUACGUCUGUACAGUUUGUUUGAAGGCUUUCAAGAGAAAGGAGCAAUUGACACUGCACUUUGUUAUUCAUUCCGGUGAGAAGAGACACGUCUGCACCGAGUGUGGGAAGGGGUUCUAUCGCAAGGAUCAUCUGAGGAAACACACUAGGAGUCAUAUUGCCAGGAGGGUCAAGGCUGAACUCAGUCAGAAUGCUGGAGGUCAGCAAAAUCAGCAGCAGAACAACGUGUCGAAUAUGCAAACGACGACAGUGUCAGCCUCGUCUGUUCUUCCUGGUGGGCAUCCAGGGCCCCUCCUGUCCUGAGUGCCACCACCAGGGAACUUUCAAGUUCCCCACCCUAACAAUGUCAUUUCCCACUCACCGAGUCACCAUCCACUUCAUCACCACCAUCAUUUGGCUGCGGUUAAUGCCGCUGCACACCAGGCGGCUGUUGGUACAACUCACUAUCAGGGACAUGAGCUCGGUUUCCUCAAUCAUGUCAAAGAUUUCUGAGGGUCACUGUUGGCUUCACUCUCUGCUGUCUUCGAUUCUUGACGUAAGAUUUAGGGAAUCACUCUCUGUUUUUGUUUUUCGUCGAGUUACGAGUCUUUAUUUUCUUUCAUUCAUGUUUCGAUAGCAUUUCAGGGAAUCGCAGGUCGAGAACACCUUGAUUUUCAUUCACUUUCACUAAUUGUUUCAAUUCUUUUGUGGAUAUCCAAGCAAAAUAUUCUAGGCGUCAAAACAUGUCUGUACGGUAAUUUAAUCCUGGAAUUAAAUCAAACGAAAGAAUCCGUUAUUUUAGGAUCGAGAGUUUUUCUGAAUGUGAAAAAUCUGCUUUCUCUAGUGCAAAUGUAUUCUACAUUUUGAAUUCUUAGAAAAAAUAAAACUUUUAUGGAGAAUUUUAGGGAACAGCAGUGAGUAUUUUUCUUGGAGGUCCACAAUUAAUUUCCUUCCAAAGAAGAGUAAAAGUAAAGCUCAUUGAUGACGAAAUGACGAAAGAGGAUAGAGUUAAAUGCCUGUUGCAAGAGUCUUGCCAUAAAUGUCACGUAAAGAAAAGAUAAUAUUUUUAUGAUAGUUCCAUAAUAGAUCAUCGCAGAAUGAUUUUAUUCUCCAUUUGGUAAAGUAUAAAAAAAAAUCGAUGGUGAAUUGAGCGAAUAAGUUGCAAUAACCGAAUGAAAAAUCGUCACUCAUUCCUCAUUUUUUAUGUGUAUUAUCCAUAGCAGUAUUUUUAGUAAUGACAGAGUAGUUCCAAAACACCUUACCGGCGGCUUUUAUACAUAUAUACAUACAAAUAUAUAUAAAUACAUAUUAUAUAAAUACUCAUAUUGGUAUAUAUUUGUAUUGCGCUUACGAACGUUGAUUCGUGCAUUUUUUUCUUUCGUAUCGCUGAAAUGCAAAAUGGUGUAGCAAAAUUUUAGAAAAUUUUAAUGAUGUUUUUCGUUGAUACAAUUUUGUUUUCCUUCUUCGCUUUAUUUUCUUACACUUUAUUUUUUGAAGUAGAUCUCUUUAACGAACGUUGAUCACUUAUCAUAUUUUUUUUAUUAUUAGAUAAUAACUCCAUGGGCAAAUUAAUGAAAAAUUAGAAUCUCACAUUUAAAAAAUCAAAUAAUUAGUUACUAAUCUUUGGAAUUUUCGAUCAAUUCCUCGACAAGCACUGACACAUUUUUAUAUUUUUCUUUGCCAAUUCAUACGCGUCUGGUUGUGAUCGUCCAUUUAUUACUCCUCACGGUAAUUUGCAUUCGAUAGUCUAUAAUUUAGUGUAAACAAGCUGGAAAUAUUGUGCCAUCGCUCAUUAUAAUUUCCUCACGAAUGAUUUAUCGAUUAUAACCGGAUCAGCUGUUUCAAUAGCAGAAUAUGAUAUUCGUAGGGGAUAAGUAGCUAAACUGGCUGUACGAGAGAGAUAAAUUCGUCUUAAACUCAUUUGAGACGUAAUUAUCGGUUUUAAAAUGCUCUCUCACAUUCAAACCAGAGAGAAAACAAAAAAUCAAUGGCAAUUCAGGUUUUCGUCAGACCUCAAGUAUAUAAAGAAAAAAAAAAGUAUAAGUCAGAUUGUACUAUGAAGCACGUACUAAUAUUAGAGGGGAGGUAAGCAUACAUAAUGUAAAGUUUAUAAAUAAUAAGGGGAUGAGUAUUCGAAGUAAUCAAUCGCCACCGUAAUAGCAUAAGGUGAACAAGUUUGUAUACAAGAUUUAAAGGAAAAGAAAAAUGUUAGCGUUUACUUAAGAUAGCGUUACGAUUUAAAUAAAUAAUAAGCCAUGAAAGUGAAGAGUGCGAAUGGUGAAUGAGUACUCUUUAAGUCGAUUAGCUUUACGAGUGAACAUUUCUUGUUGAAUAUUCACACGGAAGAGGGAAAAGUCCAAUUUUUACGUUGAUGUGUUUUUUUUUUUUGUUUUUUUUCAUUUCAACAAUGUUCGUAUUUUCUACCUGAAUUUCAUUUCUGAUGAGAAACUGCGGAGUAUUUUUGGUAUAAUUGAAGUAGAUGUGCUUGGUAUUCCAUUAGUCUUUCAAAUUAUUCAAAUAUUCCUCAGAGUAAUUGAGAAAUUACCGCGAUUUCAGCGCACUUUCAUUAUUUUAUGGGGGAAUAGUCAUUUCUCAUUGGAAUUACACCGGCAAUAUCUCCUUACAUCAAUUCAAUUUGAGUAGGAGGAGAAUAAAAAUUGGGCUGCAGUCUUUAGAUACCCUGAUUCAAUCAAGCUGAUUAUCCCGGAUGAAAACUCGGAGUUUAUCAACGAGAGAGAUAUUUUUCUACGCAUUGUCGAGUGAGGAAAAUAAAAUAAAGGAAACACCAGUGAAAUUGUGUGACGUACGGGGGAUAGAUUUUUAAGAAAAAUUCAUGAGUCAAAUUUUUUUCGGCUGCUAGUGAAUUUUUGUCGAAUUUAUUCAAAUUUUGAUACAAAUCAUUAGAAAUCUGAAUUUUUCAGGUUGAGACCACGAUUUGGGUAAUUUGACGAAAAAAUUAAGGGAAAUUAAUAUAAAAAUGUCUGAAAAUCUCUUUUCGAAAUUUUUCGAAGAAAAAACAGCCACAAAUUCGACUGGAGCAGCACUUGAAUUUUUCUAAACAAUUUCUCUCCGUGUAUGCAAAAAAAAAAAACAAUUCUUUCUCUAAUAAUUAAUGAGCCUGAUUUAGUUUUCGGUCACUGAGUACGGGAAUGGGUGUGCCCUCGAGAGGACAUGAAAUAAAUAGCCCUAGCCUAGUUAUAAUUUGAAUAAAAAGAGGAACGUGGACGAAAAAUUUCGCCUAACCCAGAGAAUCAGCCAUGAAUCAGCCAGGGCGAGAGCAGUGGACGAGAAAUAAAGAAUAAUAAAUGGUUAAUAAUAAAAUACGAUUCCUCGACAUAGUACAAAGCAUAAAAACAAAGGAAAAAAAUAAUGAUCUUUCCCAAUAGUGUUACGAAAAUGAAAGAGAGACAAUUAGAAACAGCCUAUAAGAAUGACAGGAGUCUUGCCUUGUAUUUUUCAUUUCGUUGAAACUAGAAUGGUCUCGAAAUUCUCCCUCAUUUUUUCACAGCUGCAACAAACGUGCAACAAAAUAAAUUCCAAUAAUUUAUCACACCAAAUGUCUGAUUCAUCCAAAUCAAAAGAGCUGAAGAAAAAAAAACUGUAAUAUAGAUGAGCCACAUGUCUAAGGACCCUAGCGUUUUAUUUUUAUAUAGAGAGCACGUGAAGAGCAUCAGAAUUCCAAUGAAAAAAUUUUCAAACAAGGGAGAAAUCGAAAGAGAUGCGAAAUUAAAAAAAUUGGCGAGAACGAUUAACAUAAUUUUUUUCAUUGCUGCUAUAUGUAAUAAUCCGUACAUGGUAUAUUCGUAUGUAUACAC